AUGAACUCUGGAUUGAACAACUAAAAUUCUUUGUUUCAACAUCUAACUCCUGCUUAACUAGAGGAAUAUUAACAACAGCUUAGGUAUGAUUCUAAACCCAUUUUUACUUUAUCGUAUUACCUGACUAACUCUAUUCAUAUAUUUGGCAAUUCAUUACUUAUUUUAGAUAAUAGCAACUUUUGAGUGCCAUCCUUAAUAUGAAACCUUUUAUGUUACCAGGCUUAAUCCAACAAUUUCCAGACAAUGCCAAUAGAACACCUUAACCAUAAGAUCUAUUUAAUAACAAUUUUGGUAAGAUAUCAUCAAGUUCACUUUCAAUUAUCAAUUAAUGACCUUAUAGUUUAUUAUUUGCUAUAUUUUAAUGUAGGUUUUGGAGGAGCAUUAAAUGCAUUUGAUUAUACAAAACUUUUACAGAAAAGCCUUUAGAUGACUAAUCCAACUUCCUUGAAUCCUUUCAUGUCUAAUUAAUUGUUCUGCCAAACUAGUCCAGGGAAUUAAAAGAAAACUAAUAAUUUUAAUAAUCCCAUUACUGUUGAGGAUGAUGAACCAUAGUAAGUUUAGAAAUGUCAUAAUUAAAAAUGCAAUAAUAAAGGUGAUCGAAAAACUAAAUCAAAAAAAGGUGAAGCUCUUUAAUUUUGUGAGAAAUGCUUGAGAUUAUACACUCGUGGAAAUUAUUGUGAUUUUUGUGAAUAGGUAUUAUUAAUUAUUAUAGAAUUAUUUUAGAUAUAUUCAAAUGGUGCUAAUGAUUAAGAUGAAUAGGAGUGGAUAUAAUGUGAUGUUUGCUAAAAAUGGGUAAACCUUUAAAUUAUUUGAAAGAAUCAUUUAAAUUGUGAAGCUAAAUUUAGGAAUCAAAACAUCAAAUAAGAAACUGAAAAUUAAGUUUAUCAUUGUUUGAAUUGUUCUAAAACUAUUAAGAAACAAUAAUAAUAAUAAUAGAAUACUUAAUAAACAAAGAAAUAAGAGAAAUCUAUUGAAGAAUACCAACCGAAAUUAAGAUAAAAUAUUGAAUGUGAUGAUAAUAGAAUGAAAGAGAAAAAUAUUAACUUUGUUGCUACUAAAGAUAACAAAAUUUAGUUUAGUAAUUUUUAUUUAUUAAUAAAUAAUUAUAAGCAUUUAGAUUGAAUCUUUAUGAGGAUGAAAUUAAAUAAGAUUUAGAUAGUCUUAGAAAUGCAGGAAAAAAAAUAGUUAAGAAAUAAAAUUUACUUGAUUCUCCUAUUAUUAAAAUUAAUACUAUUCCAUAAUAGUAAUAAUAAUAAUAAUAAUAAUAAUAAUAAUAAUAAGAAGAGAAAGUAAAUUAAGAAAUAUUUAUUAUUUUAGAAUUCUGAAAUUUAAGUAAAUAGUAGACUUAGAACAAGACCUAAUAAUAAAAAUAAAGUUAAUUACAGAUAUUUAGGAGGUGAAUGA
Messenger RNA from Paramecium primaurelia, 1404 nucleotides. The record is from the annotation of a GenBank genome assembly. NCBI's taxonomy places the organism in Eukaryota, Ciliophora, Oligohymenophorea, Peniculida, Parameciidae.